Aspergillus heteromorphus CBS 117.55 is the source of this 2390-nucleotide messenger RNA. Its product is annotated as GH92 family glycosyl hydrolase. NCBI's taxonomy places the organism in Eukaryota, Fungi, Ascomycota, Eurotiomycetes, Eurotiales, Aspergillaceae. Gene Ontology annotation, biological process: protein quality control for misfolded or incompletely synthesized proteins; glycoprotein catabolic process; protein deglycosylation. Gene Ontology annotation, molecular function: carbohydrate binding; peptide-N4-(N-acetyl-beta-glucosaminyl)asparagine amidase activity. The transcript is spliced from 3 exons. Bases 18 to 2390 code for a protein of 790 amino acids. Gene Ontology annotation, cellular component: nucleus; cytosol. The record is from RefSeq and is a predicted model, not a curated record.
GCCUCUCCCAGCACACCAUGGUAUUAUUUCAGAGAUACCUCUGUCUUUUGCCCAUAUGGGUGGCCACUGUACUGGGCAACAACACUCCCACCAGCCCGGAUGUCCUCACAUUCGUCGAUCCACUCAUCGGCUCCACCAACGGAGGCAAUGUCUUCGCGGGCGCAAGUCUCCCCUACGGAAUGGCCAAGGCAGUUGCCGACGUCGACGGCCAAAACACCGGAGGCUUUUCGACUGACGGCAGCAACGUCACCGGCUUCUCUGCCUUGCACGAUUCCGGCACCGGCGGGAAUCCAUCGCUGGGAAACUUCCCCCUGUUUCCCCAGCUCUGCCCAGACGAUGCGCUCGACAACUGCAAGUUCCCAAAGGCCGCGCGCGCCGUCCACUACCUCAAUGACUCGGUGGUGGCCCGGCCGGGCUACUUUGCCCUCUCGCUGGAGAAUGGCAUUCACGCGGAAAUGACAACCACCCACCAUGCGGCGCUGUAUCGUUUCAACUUCCCGUCUGCCACGACCGAUGAGGGCGCCCCGCUCAGUCCGAUGAUUCUGCUAGACUUGACUGAUCUAUGGGAUAGUCGGCAGAAUGCGUCGGUCAGUGUUGAUGCCCAAACGGGCCAGAUCAAAGCAAAUGGUACUUUCUUGCCCAGUUUCGGUGCGGGGUCGUACAUGUCGUACUUUUGCGCGGACUUCGAGGGCGCUUCUAUACGUGACACCGGCAUCUGGGUUAACAAUCGCGCGGGCACAGAGCCCAAGGAGCUGUUUGUUACUCGAGGUUUCAAUAACUUCUACCUCCAAGCCGGUGGUUUCGUGCGGUUUCAACGACCAGAUAAUGGGACCGUGACGGUUAGAGUUGGCGUCAGCUAUAUCAGCACGGAGAAGGCCUGUGAGAAUGCUCGAACGGAGAUACCUGACCCGCUGGGCGACUUCGAGCGGAUCCGGGAGUACGCCGAAAACACGUGGAGAGAGAAGCUGGGUCCCAUCUCUUUGGAGACCGGGGGUGUGAGCGAGGAGAUUCAGACGACCUUCUGGAGCGGCGUGUAUAGAACCAUGCUGGAUCCUCAGGACCUGACCGGUGAGAAUCCGCUCUGGGAGAGCAGCGAGCCCUAUUUUGACUCGUUCUACUGCAUCUGGGACUCUUUCCGAGCCCAGCACCCACUGCUUACGAUCAUCGACCCGCACACUCAGUCGCGGAUGGUGCGCAGCCUCCUUGACACAUAUCGCCACGAAGGCUGGCUACCAGACUGUCGAAUGAGUCUAUGCAAAGGGUGGACGCAAGGCGGCUCCAACGCCGACGUGGUCCUGGCUGACGCAUACGUCAAGAACCUUACCGGUAUCGACUGGGAUGUCGCCUACGAAGCCAUGGUGAACGACGCCGAGAACGAGCCCCAGGAGUGGUCCUACGAGGGACGCGGCGGCCUCCAGAGCUGGAAACAACUCAACUACAUCCCCUACCUUGACUUCGACUACCUGGGAUUCGGCACCAACUCGCGCAGUAUCUCCCGCACGCUCGAAUACGCCUACAACAACUUCUGCCUUGCCACCGUCGCCAGAGGCCUCGGCAAAUACGACGACUCCCUCAAAUACCUCGCCCGCGCAAACAACUGGCGGAAUCUCUUCAAGGCCGAUCAAACCUCCUUCUUCACCAAUGGCACCGAUACCGGCUUCGUUGGCUUCUUCCAGCCCAAAUACCUCAACGGAACCUGGGGCCAUCAGGAUCCGAUCGCCUGCAGUACUCUCUCCUCUUCAUGGUGCUCUCUAACGAGCAAUCCCUCUGAGACCUUCGAGUCCAGCAUCUGGGAAUACCAAUUUUACGUCCCUCAUGAUAUACCCAGUCUAAUUACCCACCUCGGCGGCGCAUCCACCUUCACUUCCCGCCUCACCUUCUUCCACACCUCCGGCCUCGCCGACCUAUCCAACGAGCCCGUCUUCCUCACCAUCUUCCAAUACCACUACGCCCACCGCCCGGCCCUCUCCUCCCACCGCAUCCACACCCUGAUCCCCUCCCUCUUCAAUGCCUCCUCCGCAGGCCUCCCCGGCAACGACGACUCCGGCGCAAUGGGCGCCUUCUCCGUCUUCGCGAUGCUCGGCCUGUUCCCCAACCCCGGCCAGAACGUCUACCUGAUCACGCCCCCGUUCUUCCCGCAGGUGAGUGUCACGAACCCUGUUACCAAUUGCACCGCUACUGUGAGGAAUGUGGGCUUCGAUCCCGAGUAUCGCCGUAUCUAUGUACAGAGUGCGACAUUGGAUGGGGAGGUUUAUACCAGGAAUUGGAUCGGGCAUGAGUUCUUUACCCAGGGAGGCGUGUUGGAGUUGGUGUUGGGGGAGGAGGAGAGUGGCUGGGGGACUGGGGGUGGAGAUGGGCCGCCUGGUUUGGUGGGGGAGGGGGAUGAUUAA